AUGGAGAAGAUGAAUAAUGUGACAGAAUUCAUCCUCUUGGGCCUGACCCAGAAUGGGAAGCUUCAGAAGGUUUCUUUUGUUGUGUUUCUAAUUGUCUACUUGUUCACCCUGGCAGGGAACCUGCUCAUCAUGAUCACCAUAAACACCAACAGGGCUUUAGGAUCCCCUAUGUACUUUUUCCUGUCUUACUUAUCCCUUAUAGAUAACUGCUGUUCUUCAUCCAUGACCCCCAAAAUGCUAGCUGACACUCUUGCUGUCAGAAAAACCAUCUCUUUCAGGGGUUGUAUGACUCAAGUCUUUGCUGAACACCUUUUUGGUGCUGCUGAGAUCAUCUUACUGACUGUGAUGGCCUAUGACCGCUAUGUGGCCAUCUGUAAACCCCUGCACUACUCAACCAUCAUGAACCACAGGCUGUGCAUUCUCCUAGUGGGAGUGGCCUGGGCUGGAGGAUUUGUCCAUGCAACCAUUCAGAUCCUCUUCACAGUCUGGCUGCCCUUCUGUGGUCCCAAUAUCAUAAACCACUUUAUGUGUGACUUGAAUCCUUUGUUGAAACUUGCUUGCAUGGACACUCAAACCAUUGGUCUCUUUGUUGCUGCCAACAGUGGAUUCAUAUGCUUGUUAAACUUCAUCCUCUUAAUGGUCUCCUAUGUGGUCAUCCUUUACUCCCUAAGGGCCCACAGCUCAGAGGGGAGGCACAAAGCCCUCUCCACCUGUGUCUCUCACAUAGCAGUGGUCAUAUUAUUCUUUGUCCCAUGCAUAUUUGUGUAUCUGCGUCCAGUGACUACCUUCUCCACUGAUAAAGCCAUAGCUGUAUUUUAUACCAUGAUUACUCCCAUGUUAAAUCCAUUAAUCUACACCCUUAGAAACACAGAAAUGAAAAAUGCUAUGAAGAAGCUCUGGGGUCAAAACAAAGUUUCAAAUGAGAAACAAUCAUACCAAUUUAAAAAGACUUUAUUUUUUAAAUGGUGA
This is a messenger RNA of Chrysochloris asiatica (Cape golden mole), 969 nucleotides long. Its product is annotated as olfactory receptor 4C12-like. Bases 1 to 969 code for a protein of 322 amino acids. Gene Ontology annotation, cellular component: membrane. Lineage: Eukaryota; Metazoa; Chordata; Mammalia; Afrosoricida; Chrysochloridae. Gene Ontology annotation, molecular function: olfactory receptor activity; G protein-coupled receptor activity. The record is from RefSeq and is a predicted model, not a curated record. The transcript has a single exon. Gene Ontology annotation, biological process: G protein-coupled receptor signaling pathway.